Humulus lupulus (European hop) is the source of this 1230-nucleotide messenger RNA. RefSeq lists its product as uncharacterized. NCBI's taxonomy places the organism in Eukaryota, Viridiplantae, Streptophyta, Magnoliopsida, Rosales, Cannabaceae. Gene Ontology annotation, molecular function: nucleic acid binding; RNA-DNA hybrid ribonuclease activity. The transcript has a single exon. The coding region runs from base 1 to 1230 and encodes 409 amino acids. The record is from RefSeq and is a predicted model, not a curated record.
AUGAAAUAUCCACUCCGUGCCAUACUACACAAACCAGAGCUCUCAGGAAGAUUGACAAAAUGGGCUGUAGAGCUCAGCGAAUAUGAUAUCACAUUUCAACCAAGGACCGCAAUCAAAUCUCAAGUAUUAGCUGACUUUAUUGCAGACUUCUCUAGUGAUAUGCAGAUUCAAGCGGAGAAGGAAUUCUUAUGUUUGGAACAACAAUCAAAUACCAAAUGGAGGUUGUCGGUUGAUGGGUCAAGCAACAACAAAGGAUGCAGACUUGAGAUAGUGCUCACAACCCCAACUGGAGACAUUAUACAACGAUCCAUUAGGUGUGAAUUCAAAGCUACAAACAAUGAAGCAGAAUAUGAGGCAUUGAUAGCUGGACUUGACUUAGCAAGGGAAUUGAAUAUAAAGAAUAUCGAAGUCACUUCGGACUCCCAGCUGGUGGUCAACCAACUCAAUGGAACUUACAAAGCAAAAGACCCAAAAAUGACAGCAUGCUUGGAGGUAGUAAAAGAAAAGGUAAAACACUUCAGUGAAUUUUCAAUUGUUCAAGUUCCUAGAUUAGAGAAUGACCAUGCAGAUGCACUCGCAAACUUGGGCUCGACAAUCCAAAUUAAGAAUGAGAUUACAAUCCCAGUAGUGUAUAUGCAAUGGCCAGCUGUGUGGAAGCAACCAGAACAAUCAACGAACACCAUCGACACUCAAUCUUGGAUGACAUCAAUUAUUGAGUACCUGCACCAUGGUACUCUAUCGGAGGACAAAAAUGAGUCAAGAAAGCUAAGGACAAAGGCAGCUAAGUUCACCCUCAGCAGCGGUCGACUAUACAAAAGAUCAUUCACUGGUCCUUUACUCAGGAGUUUGAAUCCAGCUGAGGCAAAGUAUAUACUGACGGAGCUACAUGAAGGCGAAUGCGGAAACCAUUCUGGAUCAAGGAGCCUGUGUAACAAAGCCCUUACAACUAGGAACUAUUGGCCAACAAUGAGGAAAUACUCAGUUGAUUUUGUUAAGAGGUGCGACAAGUGUCAGAGGUUUGCUCAAGUGUCGCAUAUGCCACCUGAGAAACUCCAUUCAACAUUGACGCCAUGGCCCUUCAUGAAGUGGGGAAUGGAUAUCGUAGGAAAGAUGCCAAUGGUGCCGGGACAAAGAGUAUUUAUGCUAGCAGUGACUGAUUACUUCACCAAGUGGGUUGAGGCAGAAGCAUAUGCGCAAGUCAGGGACCGAGAAGUCAAGAGUUUUAUCUAG